Drosophila biarmipes is the source of this 5422-nucleotide messenger RNA. RefSeq lists its product as uncharacterized. NCBI's taxonomy places the organism in Eukaryota, Metazoa, Arthropoda, Insecta, Diptera, Drosophilidae. The record is from RefSeq and is a predicted model, not a curated record. The transcript has 7 exons. The coding region runs from base 724 to 4770 and encodes 1348 amino acids.
UUCAUCGUCGUCGGAGUUCAGUUCACAGUGGGGAUAGGGUCGGGACCGGAGUGGUGGCAGCUUAGGGCUGUGGCCCUCAGUUCCUGACCAAUAAUCUUGGCAAACAUACUUCCUGAAAAGUGCUGGCUUAAACGUAUCUUUUUUUUUGUCGAUUUGCUGGUCGUUCUCCUUAGGCGGUCGGCUGCUCAUCAUCGUGGGAGUUCUGGUAAUUGCCAAUGCUGCUGCCCCGGUUAACCUGGCAAAACUCUGCUUUUGGUAGUAAAUCCCUUCGCAAGGGAACGCAAACCGCUUUUGCCGCUGUUCCAGAAGCCGGUUCAUCAGUACUUCGAGUUGCGUGAAGUCCUCCUGGAAUUCCUGCUCGUCGAUUGCCUGCCGUUUCACUAGAAGAUUUCCCUGCACAUGGCGGGAGAAGAUCUCCACCAGUACGGCAAACGAAGUGACCCGGCUGAGCUUGGUCGCACAAAAUCUGGGCAGCAAGAAGAGCUGCUGCGACGUAGUAGCAUGCGGGAAUGAAGCGUCCGGCGUUCUCUGGACGGGAAGAGAGUGGUGUACAUCAAGGAGUGGUUUUUUUUAUGGCAUUCCCGAGGAAUGUUGUGCAUAAGACUACUCCUGAAGAAAUUUUCUUAUUCGCGUUUUUCGUCUCAAACCAAAAAUGGUCAGGAUAUGGUAGCUCCGCACUGACAAGGGUUUUUCGCCGGACUGUCAUGAAUUAGAGGCUGCAAAAUGGAGAUAAUACUGCCCCGGGAAGUGCACAAUGCGCAGAAGUUCCUGGACUGCGCGGAGCAGCUGGACUACGACGAGUUCUCGGCGAAAAUGUUCGUAUUCUGCACCGGCCACAGCGAUGUGGAUGUGUUCGAGCUGAUGGGCAACGACCGGCUGUCCCAGUUGAUCUACGGCUGGGAGGUGUGCCACCUGCCCACCAGGGACUCGCAGUCCUUCGAGGAUCCUGCCCUGCGCCACAUCGUCCAGGUUCUGGCCCACCACUCGCUGCAGAUGUGGUUCAGCCAGGAGUGGAACACCUGCUCCGAGGGCCUCAAGCACCUGCUGCUGUACAGCCUCACCAAGGCGGUGCCGGCGUUCUACCGCAUUGGCGACCUGGCCAAGAUCGACUGGGCCUACAUCCUGCAGUUCCAGACGAAGCCCUGGAGCACCCCGUACCUGCAGCAGCUGUUCCUCAACCUGAAGGCGAACAAGCACCAUGCCAUCGAGCACACUGUUCCUGUGGCGGCGGCAGAAGACAUUGCCUUCCUGAAGCAGGAGGGUCUCUCGCUGAUCAUCCUGCGCCUCAUGCAGCUCUUCAACGCCGGCAACUUUGAGGCCGUGAAGCAGCUGGCGCUCCGCAUGCUGGCUGCUUGGCUAAAGGCUCAGGAAAAUGCCCCAUUUGAAUCCUUCGAACAGGAUCAAAACACUAUUACCCUGGUGGGGCACUUAUACCUCUUGACCAUAUUCGUUAGAGAUGAAAACCGCGGCUAUGUUAUUGAUAAUUUGAUGUACAACAUUCGCUUCUAUGCCCAGACCAUGCAGGAAGCUUCAAUCUCGCAUGACAUCAACUUCACACCAGCUCGUCUUAUUGCCCAGGUUUGCGUGCGGCUGCAGCUAGGCAGGAAUGGCUUCUUCGAGCAGAUUGGCUUCAAGAAGUUCAAGCUCAAUCUGGUCACCUCCUUUGCCGUCAUGCUGGAGGCCUACUCCAGCUAUGUGGUGGGCAAUCUUCUGAUGGAGCUUCAGGCACUCAACGAACAUGACUUCCUGGAGCACUUGCCGCAGUUUAAAGUACUCAUGUAUCGCUAUGUGGAGGAGCGGGAAAACAGCGAGCGUUUCCUUCUGGAGGAGCUGAAGAAGAUGGAGAACCAGCGAAAUAGCCACUUUCAACCACAUGUAGUGGAGCUAAAUCUAAACUACCAACAGCAGAUAUGCAAGGGAAACCGAGCCAGUAAUAUUGGCAAUUACAAGAACUGUGACGAUGAUGAAAAGCCGCUGCCUGAGGCGGACGAGGAGCAGGAUAGACAAAUAGAUCCAGUCUUUCAAAAUGUACCCAAUAACGAGGAGGUUUUAACCUUUGUGUACAAACUGCUAGCAGAACGAAACUUUUCAGGAUGGAAGUUUGCCAAGAUUGUUCUGCUGCUAAAGAUCAUUGGUCAGCAGUUGAAUGCCAUUGAAAUAUGGCGCUAUCAUCCCGGUCUGACCACCGAGUUUAUGCUCGAUUUGGAGCAGAAGAUGUCAACAAACUAUGCCGACUUGGCAAAAGUAUUCUCCGACCAUGGAUUCAUGGAGGCCGAGUUCUGGCUCACAGCUUUUUAUCUCAACCCCAUAACUGUGAACUACAACGAGGUCAGGCGGUGUUCGCGCAUCAAGAAGAAGCGGCAGGAGGAGGAUAACUGGCCGCCAGCCGCAGCGGCUCAGAGUGUCAAGUACGAACUGCUGAGCUCCACCAUUGACGUGGACGAGAUUGUGACCAUAACGAACCAUCACGCUCCAGUGGCCGACUACGAUCCGGUAUACAAGUCGCUUCAGGCACUGCGUCUACCCCGCAGCAUAAUCAAGGACCUUCUGACGGUGGUCUUUCAGCCACGUAACAAGCGAUACUCAUGGGCCCUUGAUUGGCACACGCUGCACGAACGAUGCCACGCUCUACUGAAGAGCCGGGACCUGAAAAACAAAUUUGUGUCCCUCAACAUGGCCGAGGCAGGCGACCACUUGCAGUACCUGCAGAUCGACUACGCAAAGUACAGGGAUCGACCGCAGUUGGACUACGGCACCAUCGAGGAGGGCUACGAGAAUGCGGCAAACUUGCCGGAGGCGGAGGAGGAACCAGAACCAACGCCUGCAGCGGACGAAGAAGCUGCCAAAGCCACGCAGCAGAAAAAGCGGAGACCAGCCAGACGCAAGUUCUGGGAUGAAGUGUUCUCGGAAGACGAGGAGGAGGCUGCCUCGAGCGACUCGGAGCCCUACUACACCGGCAAUGGCCGCCGGACUCGGAUAAGAGCCGCAGCGAUGGUGGCCAAUGCCAUGUUGUCCGACAUGGAUCGCAGUAUACGAGGUGGCCGGCGAUCGAACUCUCCAGCAUCAUCAGAAGCUAAAUCAGAAGCACAAGCCGAAGACGAUGCACAUUCGACGGUCAACGUUGAACCUUCAAGGCCGCCAUCCCGAAAAGAAGCAGCCGCCAGUGAAGAGAAGCGCACCAUCAACGAUCUUAUGGAGGCCAGGACCAAGUACAGCAACGAAACCGGCGGAUUCAAGGCCUUCGCAGACAUCUGGAGCUUUGAGAAGGAAGAGCUCCAAAACGUGGCCAGCGAGGUCAACAACCUGAUGGAGUGUAGCUCGGUGCUUAACAAGUUCAAGAACUUAAAGACCCUCAAGAUGACGGCAGCAGCAAAGGCGCCCGUGCAGCCAACUCCACAGUCAACUCCUCAGCCAACUCUCCAGCCAACAGGAAGGAUGGUGGCUCGCACAGGAUCGGAAACCGAGAGCGUGGACUCCGAAACCUCUACUAUGGCUACGCACGAGUUCAAUGAAGACACCAGCGACGAUUCCCCCGUUGUAAGUAAAGAGAUAACGCCAUCGCCGCCACCUCAGUUUUAUUUUACCACGGGGACACAAGUGUUGCAGCCCGCAGAAGAAGUACAGACGCAUGUGAGCCAGAAGUCCGUGAAAACAACUGAGGUCAAACCAGACACCCUGGAGAGUAAAAACUUCACGCAGGAGGCCAAGGAAGCUGGACAAAGGACCAAGGAGUCAUUACGCCCUAGGCAGCUAAAAGAUAAACCCUUGGAAACUGGCCAGAUAUUGCGGGAGGUCCUAGAAACUAGGCAGUUAAAAGGUGAGGUCCUACACACUAGGCAACUAAAAGAGGUCGUGGAAAAUAGGACACGUGAAAAUGAACAGGCGCCCAAGCAGUUGAUAAAGACUGAACAAAACAACGAUCCAUUAGAAGCUAAACAGCUGGAUGGAGAAAAAAAUAUGCAACUACCUGAAGUAUUAGCAACGAGCAUUGAAACCGACACAGAAACGGACACUGCAGAGGAGUCCUUGCGGUUUGAUUACGCUGACCAGCAGCCAGAGAGCAAGCGCUUGAAGAUGGAUGUCAUAAACGAGGAGUUUAACCCAGAUUCUCCUUCACGGGAAGCCGCCGAAAAGGAGAGGGCACGCCUCAUCCACGAGUGCCUUACCCGUCCUGUCCAAGUGUGCUUGAAUAGACUGACGGCACAGGACAUAGAGAAGCUUCGGGGAGUGCGGGUGCGUAUCAAGCGCACCAACAUAUCAGAUUACUAUCGCGCGCAGGCACGGCAUAAGCAGCUAAGAGUCGCAUCGAGCUUGAGAAGCCAGAGUCACUCCCACACCGAGGACAGCAAUGCAUCCUCGCAGAGCUACGAUACCCGUAAAUAUGGUAGGCGCCGCUUCAGAAAGUUUGUGCAUAUCACUUCGGAUUCGCCAGCUCCUUCCCUAUCGUCCACGCCAUCGCCAAGAUUGGAGCCCAAGCCGAUCUUCAAGCACAUUACAUCCGAUUCCUCCACAGACCUGGAGGAAGUGCCUCAUGUGGCUUCCUCUCUUAGAAGACGGGGACGCGGACGAGGUCAAGGACGAGGCGGGCCAAGAAGCCGAACUCAGGCGAUUUCACGACAUACACCAUCUAAUCCGGCGGAUGUAAUCGAGCUGUCCUCGGACUCGCUCUCCUCCAACUCACCAGUGCCUGGAGCCAUCAACCCGAUGAUUCACUUCACGGAUGUGAUGGAAAUGGAUCCGCUGUACGAGGAGGCAAUCGUUCCCUACUAACACGCCGUCGACAAGUCGAACCGGCUUCUGAGCCGCAGGCGAUAUUCUACGUGUUCGGAACGAAUGCUGGAGAGGGGUUGCACGGAGGUUGAGCAGUGCCGAACGAUGGAUACGCCGAGGGAGGAAGGAAGAUGGAGUAUAGCUGGGAAAAUCGAAUUUGUCUCGCUUGUUAAAAUGCAAUUAGCCUGGGGCACAUUUGGUGUUUGCUUUUGCAGGAACUUAGCCAGGAUUCUGAUGAAAUUAUUUGCGUGUACAUCUGUUUGUCCAAGUUUCCGGCUCGGUUUUUAUUUGGACUGUGACGACGCCCGCGGCCAACUGGAAAAAAACUCGUCGAGUCCAGUCCAACACUCAAUUGAAAAAGCAAACGCAUCCGCUCUUCAAUUAACUGCCUAAUUGAUAUGCAUUGUGGUUCCAAAAAACCAAAUUAGCUACACGCGUCGGAGGAGCUCUUGAACAAGGAUGACGACGCCGGCGACACGUGGCGGUUGGUGUGAAUUUUAGUGGCCAUAUUCUUAUAUCAAUAUCUAAGGGUUGAGAGUGAGAAAAAACGAGCUGGAAAAAUGUACGGCAUGAAACACAAUCAGAAUUGUUAGUAGUUCAAAGCCAUUGUUCAAAUGAGAUACUUGUUAGUAUUAAAACUGUUCAAAACUUA